GCAGAGAUUCUCGCCUUUUGCUUUCUGAUGCCCUCGCAGAUAAUGGGAAAAUGUUGAGGAGGAAACCUUCACAGCUUGAAGUGCGUUUGGAGGAUAAAGAAGAGCUAGCAGAGGCGCGCAAGAGGCUCCUUCCUCCGCCUACCCUCCCUCCUUCCAAGGCCACCGCCGCCUCCGCCCUUCUCUCCCAGUUGGAUUCCAAGCCCUCCGCCCCCUCCCGAAUUGGCUUCACCAAUUAGAUACAGAGCGCUUCGUAAGGCCACUAUUCGUACUUGUAUUUGUCUUCCAUGGAAGUUGAAGUGAAACUGAAGCUUCCAGAUGCUUCUGCACAUCACAAGGUGGCAACCAUUCUUGCCCCCUUCCACAAGGUAACUCACUUGCAGGAAAAUGUCUUUUUUGACGGUGCCAACGGCGAGCUCAGCGCCAAGCGGGCGGUCCUCCGCCUGCGCUUCUAUAACGGGGACUCCCGCUGUGUUGUUUCCCUAAAGGGCAAGGCCGUUCUAGUUGAUGGCGUCAGCCGAGUGGAGGAAGCGGAGGAGGAUUUGGAGGCGGCGCUCGGGAGGGCUUGCGUGGCAGAGCCGAGCCGCUUGCUGUCGGCGGCUGAGAGAUGCGGGCUUCUUAAGACCGUUUUGGCUGAAUAUGGAUGCAGCGAUUUUGUUUGUCUCGGAGGGUUUAGGAAUGUCAGAGGGGUUUUCGAGUGGGAAGGGUUAAACAUUGAGCUGGAUGAGACGCACUAUUCUUUUGGAACUACCUAUGAGAUCGAAUGCGAGACGGCGGAUCCAGAGGCUGCCAAAAACAUUCUGGAACAUUUUCUGCAACAAAAUUCUGUGCCUUUCUCGCACUCUCAACUUUCUAAGUUUGCUGUUUUUAGGUCUGGAAAGCUUCCCGAUUGAGGAUUUUCUUAGGGCAGCAUUCAAUAGUAAUUUUCUUAUGUUUUAAAAAAAUAAAAUAAAACUUAUGUGAAUUAUUUUUGUGUGAGAUUUGUUAUCUAUGUACUCAUCUUGGACAUUAUCAUGCAGUAUACUAAAUGUCCGGUUCAAAUGUUUGCUGUCUGUAUGUGUCAUUUAUUCCGAUUGUCUUUUCAGGCAAUCGAUUUAUGUUUUUUCACAUAUGCAACUCAGAAUUUGGGAAAGAAUCAAAAUAAUAUUAUAUCAUGAACGGUUUUUUAUAGAGGAAAU
Messenger RNA from Cryptomeria japonica (Japanese cedar), 1175 nucleotides. Its product is annotated as triphosphate tunnel metalloenzyme 3. NCBI's taxonomy places the organism in Eukaryota, Viridiplantae, Streptophyta, Pinopsida, Cupressales, Cupressaceae. The transcript has a single exon. The record is from RefSeq and is a predicted model, not a curated record. The coding region runs from base 285 to 890 and encodes 201 amino acids.